AGAGACAACAGUCAGGACUUGCUUCUUUGGGUUGAAAAUAUCCUAUUUAUUAUUAUAUUAUACAUAUACUUAUUAUUAUAUAUUAUUAGGUGCCUUAAGGUAUCUGCUUUCUCUUUAAUCUUACAACCAAAAAUUCCCCACUAAAAAUUGGGAAUUAGCUUUGAAUUGAGUUGCUUACCCACUCAGGAACCCAAAACAUAUUCUCCAGAAAGUAAAGAUAGAAUUUGCAAGGGAGUAAACACAAGCCCCUUGUAUAAAAAAAUUUAGGCCCUUGAUAUAGUAGUAUCAGGGUUCUCUUCUAAGGAAAAAGUUUAGUAUGAUGACUACUUUACAGACAAACCACAAUGCAUCUUGGUUAAAUGUGUAAAACCUGAAAGCUUGGGAAGGAUAUUAGAGUGCCAGCCAAUCCCAAAAUCACUGAGAAAGCCUUUCUGUCACAUCCAGAAGAGGUUAGUUGACUUAUCUAAAGUCAUACAAUUGUUAAUGGUCUUAAUGGCAAAAUAGUCUGACUGCUAUGCCACACUGCCUCCUGAAUUAAAAAUUAUUAGCUAAUUAUUAGCUAAACAUUAUUAUCUAAAAUUAUAUAAGAUAGUUAGGCAGAGAGGGGAAAAGGACAAAAAAUGGAUAAAAUAACAAAACAUAAAAAAACUAUGUUCCUAUCAUUUCUUAAGGCCAGUCUAGUGAAGUAAGGGGGAGCAUUUCCAAGGACUCCACUCCAAUUAUUAGUACAGUAUGCAAGUUUGAGGUUUAAGUGUGAUCUCCAGAACUAUUCUGCUUCCCCAUUCCAACUUCCAAGGACUCCAGCCUAGCUCUCACUCUGGACCAGGACAGGCCUAGAACUUCGAAGCAAGGUGGGCCCCCAAGAGCCUCUCUCCCAGGCCUAAGCCCAGAGUAGAUGGGAAUAGGUACUUGCCUUGUUCGAUAGCUUUGGAAAGUUCCUGUACCAAAUUGGCAGAAGUUAAAUGUGAAGGUGAAGAAACAUAUACUUCUUUAAACUCAAAAAAACUGAUGAGCUAUUUCUUCUGAUCACCCCACUUCCUUUUAAAAGUAAAGUAUUUUGGCUGAAAAGCUAAGACAGUGACAACCAUGUAGCAACAGUUCGCAAAUUGAAAGAAGGAUAUGAGUAAGGAAAAUUGAGGACACAAGGACAUGUUAUGGAAGGACAUACAGACCGCUAGUGCUGACGCAGAAGCGUCAGCCACAGCCCCCAGCUGCCCCCCGCCCCUCUCCCUUCCCAGCUGCCAGUCUAGCUCUGCCCUGUAUCUCCAGCACCUGUCACUGCCUGUCCUUGCCUAGGGGGCCCUACAAGCCCCUCCUCAGCUGCCCAGCAGAGCAAGCAGUCAGAGGGGAGGGAACAUGGAGCGGGGGUUAGGGGUGGGGGCAGGGACAGGCCUGGGGGGCCGGCUCCGAGUGGUGCUGGGCUGGUUGCUGAGGGUACUGCUGUGGCUAGCAUCAGCCCUCCUGUACUUUGGAAGCGAGCAGGCUGCCCGACUCCUGGGGAGCCCCUGCCUCCGGCGCCUUUACCAUGCCUGGCUAGCUGCCGUGGUCAUCUUCGGACCCCUGCUGCAGUUCCACGUCAACCCCCGCACCAUCUUCGCCAGUCAUGGCAACUUCUUCAACAUCAAGUUUGUGAACUCUGCCUGGGGCUGGACCUGCACCUUCCUGGGCGGUUUCGUGCUGCUGGUGGUGUUCCUGGCCACUCGGAGAGUGGCCGUGACGGCUCGGCACUUGAGCCGGCUGGUGGUGGGGGCUGCCGUGUGGCGCGGGGCUGGCCGGGCUUUCCUGCUCAUCGAGGAUCUGACCGGCUCCUGUUUUGAGCCUCUGCCCCAGGGGCUGCUGCUCCACGAGCUGCCUGACCGUCGCAGCUGCUUGGCAGCUGGCCACCAGUGGAGGGGCUACACGGUCUCCUCUCAUACCUUCCUGCUCACCUUCUGCUGUUUGCUCAUGGCUGAGGAAACCGCCGUCUUUGCUCGGUACCUGGCCCACGGGCUGCCUGCCGGCGCUCCUCUUCGACUCGUCUUCCUUCUUAACGUCCUCCUGCUGGGCCUCUGGAACUUCCUCCUGCUCUGCACCGUCAUCUACUUCCACCAAUAUACCCACAAGGUGGUAGGCGCGGCUGUGGGCACCUUCGCCUGGUACCUCACCUAUGGCAGCUGGUACCAUCAACCCUGGUCACCAGGGAGUCCCGGCCACGGGCUCUUUACCCACUCCCAGCGCCCCCAGGCCAGACUUAAGCGUGAUUGAGGGGAAUAAAGGCAAAUCAAAUCCAGGUGCUGACUCUUCUCUUUAUUUGGGUGCUAGGUCGUUUGAAUUGAAGGUUAGAACAUUACAGAAAGGGAAGGACCCACCAACAUUGUUUGCUACAUUCCAGGUUGAUCCCUAACACACCCUAGGGUGG
This is a messenger RNA of Sarcophilus harrisii (Tasmanian devil), 2398 nucleotides long. It is a transcript of the gene FITM1, whose product is annotated as fat storage inducing transmembrane protein 1. The transcript is spliced from 2 exons. NCBI's taxonomy places the organism in Eukaryota, Metazoa, Chordata, Mammalia, Dasyuromorphia, Dasyuridae. The record is from RefSeq and is a predicted model, not a curated record. Bases 1357 to 2244 code for a protein of 295 amino acids. Gene Ontology annotation, cellular component: endoplasmic reticulum membrane. Gene Ontology annotation, biological process: lipid droplet organization; lipid storage; phospholipid biosynthetic process.